Molecule: messenger RNA, 204 nt
Organism: Pyricularia grisea
Lineage: Eukaryota; Fungi; Ascomycota; Sordariomycetes; Magnaporthales; Pyriculariaceae
Exons: 2
Coding region: 1-204 (67 amino acids)
Source: RefSeq, a predicted model, not a curated record
AUGCUCGUCCCAAAGGAUCCAAAAAAGCUCAUCUGCACCCUGACUGCAUCUACACCGAGGAACAAGCAUGUCGGUUGCCCUCCACCGCUUGGUGGACUAAUCGCGAGGACGGAAGCGUCUUUACUUACACCGCCACGCCGGGCCUCAUCGCCGCAGAAACAGAACGAGAAACGGCUGCGUCGUGGGGCGAAUCGCGUGCCUUGA